GCUGUAACAACGACAAUAACAGUAAUGAUCAGGUCCUUUUCUGAUUCAGUGUUCUCCUUAGGCUCUACACACAGGUUCUUUCAUAGAACUCUGAGUGUGUACCCGUCUGUGAUGGGGAUCCCUGUGGUGGACUUCAGCCCCUACAGGCUGGAUCAGAAGAAGGUUUCUAACAGCCAGCUGAAAAACUUAACUAAGGAUUUAAAAAGAGCUUUUACAGAAGUUGGCUUCGUUGUAUUAACCAAUACUGGCAUCACACAUGAAGAGGUAGACUGUGUUAUGGACAUAUCCAGGAAGUUCUUCAAGCAGUCAGAGAAACUUAAACUACCUUUCAGCAGAGGGAACUUCUCACAAAGCUCCAACCACGGCUGGGUAUCUCUGGAAACUGAGAGGUUGAAUCCACGUCGACCCGGAGACCUAAAGGAGGCAUUCAACGUGGCUUUACUUCAGUCAGACAUAAGAUGGCCGUCGGUGGAGUCGAAGCAGAAAGAGUCGUUCCAGGACAUCCACUCGUCUUUCUUCCUGCGCUGUAAAGAGCUGAGUCUACGGGUGCUCAGGGUGAUGGCCCACGGUCUGAACCUGGACCCAGAGGUGUUCGUCGGCCCACACCGGAACAUAGGAACGGAUAAAAACAGCACCGCCCUGCGCUCUCUCUACUACCCACCCGUGAAUAGUGAGGAGGCCAAGGAGGGUCAGCUGCGGUGUGGAGAGCAUUCAGACUACGGCAGCAUCACCCUGCUAUUCCAGAGCUCUGAAGGACUGGAGGUGCUUAGUCGCUCAGGUGAAUACAUGGCUGCUCCCUGCAUCCCAGGAGGAGUCCUUGUCAACAUCGCUGAUCUGAUGCAGCGCUGGACUAGCGAUGAGUUCGUAUCUGUGCGGCACCGGGUCCUGCUGCCUUCUUCUGGAGACUCCCGAACUCGUCAGUCCAUGGCUUUCUUCGUCCAUCCAGAUGACGAGUCUCUGAUCACCUGCUGCGACGGCUCCGACAAAUACCCUCCUGUGACGGCAGGCGACUACCUUAUUGAGCGCUUCAAAAACUCCUACGGACAAUAAUGAAGUCUGCACAUCAUUUGAUUUUUUAAACAAACUGUGGAUUGUGUCGUCAGACUUUGAGUGAAGGACUGAUCACCCUGCUGACUUUUAAAGAAGUGCCUUAAAAGCUUUUUUAUGUGCUGGGGCGCCGGUUGGCCUCGCGGUUUAAACACUUGCCUCAUACUGAGUCCGAAGCUUUCAUCGCAGUGGUCGCUGGUUCGACUCUCCGCCAUGCUUUUAGCAAGUUACAGUGGCAAGGACAAACUUCCUUUAACAGGCAGAAACCUCCAGCAGGACCAGACGUGUCUCUUAUUCAGUAAAGGAGAAAAAUUACCACUAAAUAAAAACAACAACAGUAAAAUUAAUGGUGAGACUGACAUUAAUAGUUGUAGCAGCUGGAGUCUGGCACAUCCACAGCAGCAGGUCGUCUACGGCAGAGAUCCAGAGCAAACCCACGAGACAAGGGAGCUCAGGGACUCCAGAAAGGUCUAUGGUUAGUAACUUUAAAGGGACAGGAAGAGUUAAAGUAAGUGAUAGGCAGAGAGAGGGAAAGACUGGAUCCCUGUGUGUCAGUCUAAGCCUAAAGCAGCAUAACUAAGAGCUGGUCCAAGCCUGAGCCAGCUCUUACUACCACUAGGAAGAGUGAGCACAUCUCUCAUGUGUUAGUCUCUCUACACUGGCUCCUCAUAGAAUCUAAACUAGAAUUUAAAAUCCUUCUGACCUGCUAAGCUCUUAAUGGUCAGACACCUUCCUAUCUUAAAGAGCUCAUAGUCCCCUAUAACCACUCAGGAACAUUACGCUCCCAAUACUCAGGUCCACUUGAAGCAUAACUCAAGUUUUUAAAAGUAGUUUGGGAGGUGGCGUCUUCAGUAUCAGGCCCCUCUCCUUUGGAAUGAGAAGCAGACACCCUCUCUAUUCUUUGAUAAAGCUCAUAGUCAGUACUCUCUCCACACAUUUCCACUCUCUCUUCAGGUGUUCAGAACAAUCAAGGCAAAGAUGCCAGAAAAACCACUUCAGUUAUGCUAAGGUAGCUAAUCAAACGUAUGAAUAUGAACUUUAAAUCAGUAUGUUUGCACUGUUUUUAUCUGAUUUUCAUAAGAUUGUACUUUUAAAACAAUCCCUGAAUCUGAAUGUGAAUUUCAAAAAUCACAGAAUGUAUUUUUUGUAACUAAUUGUGUGUUUAAUAAAGAGACAAACCUGCUCAUUCA
Molecule: messenger RNA, 2237 nt
Organism: Notolabrus celidotus (New Zealand spotty)
Lineage: Eukaryota; Metazoa; Chordata; Actinopteri; Labriformes; Labridae
Product: 2-oxoglutarate-dependent dioxygenase htyE-like
Exons: 7
Coding region: 25-1050 (341 amino acids)
Molecular function (GO): dioxygenase activity
Source: RefSeq, a predicted model, not a curated record